UCAGCACUUAGAGGAGCUGUCAGGGGGAUUCGAGCCCAAAGAGGGGCAAUCCAACCGAGAUAACAGAGCGACAGUCUGCAGAGCAACAACGCCAUCCUGAAGUUCUGGUUGCAGCAGAAAACACAGUGAGGCGAGAGUAAAAGACAAGAGCGUGUAAAAGAAAAACUUCAGGAGUAGUUCAGUUGCCGAGAACAACUUUGGAAUAUGGGAAACACCAAGAGUGGCGCCUUGUCUAAAGCAAUUCUGGAAGAUCUGAAGAUGAACACCAAAUACACAGAGGAGGAACUGUGCGCGUGGUACGCUAGCUUCCUUAAAGAGUGCCCUACAGGACGUAUCACCAAAGAACGGUUUGAAGGCAUCUACGCAGGCUUCUUUCCUGACGCUGACCCAACGGCCUACGCCCGACACGUGUUUCGCAGUUUUGACACCAACGCCGACGGCACGCUGGACUUUAAGGAGUACAUCAUCGCUCUGCACCUCACCUCUUCAGGCAAGACUAUGCGCAAACUCGAGUGGGCUUUCGCUCUGUACGACGUAGACGGCAAUGGGACCAUCAGUAAAAAUGAGGUGGAGGAGAUUGUACGGUCAAUAUUCAACAUGAUUCCUGCUGAAGACCAGAAAAAUCUUCCUGAAGAUGAGAACACACCAGAAAAGCGAGCGGACAAAAUCUGGACCUUUUUUGGAAAAAGAGAUGAUGAUAAGAUCGGAGAGGGAGAGUUCAUUCAAGGUGUCAUGGACAACAAAGAUAUCUUGAGGUUGAUACAGUUUGACGAGCCAAAGAAGAUUCAGGACAAACUCAAGGAGAAGAAGCACUGAAUGCCCCAUUCCUUUGAGACUGAUCAUGCAUUUGAAACCCACAUAAACCAGGCUGCUUUGUUUCUGGAUACAUCCAAAAACACAAUCCUUAACACAAACCAGAUCAACAUAGCUUUUUAUAUGAACUUCUAUCCUGGACCAUCACCAGAUGUUGAAGAAAAUUUGACUGAAGUAUUGGCGAUUGAUGUCACCAUUGCUGUUAGAGUCCAAUUUUAUUAAGAGCAAUUAGGCUCAUGUUAACAGUCCUACUGUAGAAAUCUCAAUCCUCUUAGGAUAUGAAGGUCGGGUAAGACAAAUCCUCAGGGUCCAGUGACUCUCCUCUUUUAGAUCCCUUCAGGGUAAAGGUGAUUUAAGCUUUCAACAUGUAUUCAUCAGACUGUUUAGCGGGUAUUUAAUAGGAUGAUUUUUUUAUGUGUAGAAAAGAUGGAAAAUAUCAUAGAGAAUUUUUAUGUGAAUUAAUGAAUGAAUGUGAUCACAAAGCAUAGGCAGGCAGCCAUGUAAAAAGUUUCUGCCAUUUUUAAUCAAAUGCAAUUUAAGAAUUGUAAUGUUUCUAAUAGUGUUUUAGCAAUGCUGCAUUCAUGAUAUGUUGUGGUUAUCGUAAUUACCAGAUGACAAAUCGUAAUAUUCUGACAACUUGUUCAUCUUCAAGAUUAUACAGAUCAACACACAAAUUCAAGUCAGAGCAAUCAAAAAUUUCUGAGUUUACAACUUGUAAUUAAUUAUGAGUGCGACAAGCAUGCAUUUACGUUACGGUACUUAUAAUUACGGUCAUGCCGACAUUGCACUACCACAUUAAUCAGUCACGUGUUGUUUCUAUUAAUGUACCUGUGUAUUAAUUUACCACCCUGAUGUGUUAAAUUAAGACAAGGGCAUGUUGUAUUUGUUUUACUGAUGAUAUAUUUGGAUGAUGAUGUUUUUUCAAGAACAUUACUUACCUACUUUUGUACACUAUUGUUACAAAACAAACCUGUUUAAAAAAUGGAUAUUCCGAUCAAGCUUUAAUUACUUGAUUGAGUUCAGAGUAAGAUUAAAGUCCUGAGACUCCAAACCAGUUUAGACUUACUAAACCUGAGUACAAAAAAUGGCUUCAUCCUCAAUUGUAUCUUUAUCAAGUUGACGCUGCUUACAGCCAAAGCCCUAAGGACAAGCCCCAAACACAGCAGCUUACCUCUCUCUAAAGCCGUCUUUGGCUCAAGCGUAUGUGUGGCCUGGUUUCAGCACUGAGAUACUGAGCUUCAAAACAAUGGCUGUAGAUCUGCUGCUGACCUAAAGAAAACCUGGGACUAAAAGGUUAAGUGUCACUCCAUAUAUGCAUCUUUCCCCUUUCGAAAGUGACCACAUAUUCUAAUGAAAUAAAACAUCAUUUUAUAAACAUUAUUAAAUUAUAGUACAUCAACAAUUUCAUCAUUGCAUUUUUCUCAAGUCUG
Molecule: messenger RNA, 2243 nt
Organism: Misgurnus anguillicaudatus (oriental weatherfish)
Lineage: Eukaryota; Metazoa; Chordata; Actinopteri; Cypriniformes; Cobitidae
Gene: rcvrna
Product: recoverin a
Molecular function (GO): calcium ion binding
Source: RefSeq, a predicted model, not a curated record